AUGGGCUGUGCAGUUUGUCUGGUCGUUUCUCUCCUGCGGAUCGAUCGCUGGGUCAACUUGUGGCGGAAUGCCUUGCUACCAGACUCGAACUUCGACACCCCGGAUACUCGCCGCCAGGCCAAAUACCGGACCAUGGCCCGACGCGAACCAGGACCAUGGGGUCUGGAGGCCAAACAGGUUACCGCCAACGUGUCGCGGUGGGUUAUGGAAGCCCUUGCUCUCGUCCCCGCGGGAAUGCCGCCUGCAUCUUUCACUCUGAUUCUUGACGGCCAGCCCACGCCCCAGUUGUGCACGGAGAUACUCCAAAUGACGAACCAGAGAGAUAUCGCGUGGCAGGUGGCCUGGUUUGCAUCGGUGGACCAGGGCAUCGACCCAAUACUUUUACCGGGGAUUCCCUUCCCUCGUGCCAUGAAGGAUAUCGUUCAAGGGACGCUGAUUGUGAGGUGCAACUUUGAACCGGGCGAGCUGUGGAACGUCGACCGGAUCGUGCAUGAUCACCGGAAUCGGACUCCGCAGCAGUGGCAGGAGGCGUGGGCCGACCACGAGCCAAAGACGUGGUUUCCCGUGGCGUCGCUUCCGUGUUUUCAAGCUCUGCUCGAGAAGGAUCUGGUGCCGCGAUGCGGCAAGAAGGAGAAGCUGUCGAGAUCGCGGCGAUCGAGAGGGACUACUCACGACGAUGGUCACGUCGCGUCUGCGCCUCGUUGA
Colletotrichum costaricense is the source of this 705-nucleotide messenger RNA. RefSeq lists its product as uncharacterized. The transcript has 2 exons. The record is from RefSeq and is a predicted model, not a curated record. Lineage: Eukaryota; Fungi; Ascomycota; Sordariomycetes; Glomerellales; Glomerellaceae. The coding region runs from base 1 to 705 and encodes 234 amino acids.